Molecule: messenger RNA, 802 nt
Organism: Cylicocyclus nassatus
Lineage: Eukaryota; Metazoa; Nematoda; Chromadorea; Rhabditida; Strongylidae
Source: the annotation of a GenBank genome assembly
GAACCUCAUCUUUGACUAUUCGUCGCUAUUCGAUAUGAUAAAAUGGCGACGAGUCAAUAAACAAUCUAAACGCAUUAUCGAUAAUCGUGUUAAAAGGACGCUCUACCUAGAUGUAUUGAGAAUGGAUACCACACAAAUAUUGCCGAAAGGAGUGAUGGGAGAUGGCGAUUUCUUCCGACACCCUUCUUGCAAUUUAUUAGCGCAUCAUGAACAUCGUUCUAUUCUACUUGCCGCUCACGCGCAGUGGACAACAAAGGAAGCGGCAACUUUACUGCGUGCGAUUCAGUUCUUUGGCAAAAACGCUCACACUGUCAUGCUCGAUUCGUCGGUAGCCGAAUUAUGUGUGGCAGGACAAUGUACAACAGAUAUACCGGCAUGGUUUGCAUUCCAAAUCGCAGCCGGUGGCACAGAUCCGACGCUAGAGUUCGAAGGGACUCAGACCUCAGGAUGGCUUCAAAGUGAAGCGAAAUUCAAUAUGUCCAGAUAUCUUAGUCAGUCUGAUGGAGAAUUACCGCAAUGGAACCCGACAACGCAACGUAUUCCGUUGGGACCACUAUUUCCGAAGGCCAAAGAGAUCACAUUCCGUUGUUCUGAUCCGCAAUUACGUCGCAUGCGUCGGUUGGCAGUCUACAAUGUACCGGCUACGAUGAUCUUCUCACCAGAACAACUCCAAGUAUUUCGCCUGUCCAUUAUUGGUGGACGUACCACCGCACCAAAUAACCUAAAACUACGUCCGUUUCGUGAAUGGCUUAGAGCUGAUCAACUCGGUAACAAGCUAUGUGUACAGUUCUGCUGGAGGUGA